GGUAGAAUUUAAGGGCGGCUACUUUUUACUUCUGAUACUUGAGUGCUCUUAAGAUCUGAUCCUUUUGUACUUUUACUCAAGUCUUUUUCUAGAAGGAUACUUUGACUUUUACUUAAUUACAUUUUUUUCCAAGUAACAGCACUUUUACUCAAGUAACACGUUUGAAUACUUUUUCCAGCCCUGCAUUUUAGUCGUGUGUGUGUGAAGCCUCGUUGAACCUCUGCUUCACCGACCGCUUCACUGAUCCGAAUCACGUGCAGCGCUCCGCAGGGCCAUCUAGCGGUAGAUCUGUGCAGCCCACUGCCUUUGAAAUCAAGGCAUUAUUCAAAUAUAACAGAACUAUCAAUAAUGAAGUGGCACGACGGGCCACUGCACCAUUAGUUUACACAGAAAGCAAUGAUCUACAUUAUUAAGCAAUUAUUAAUGGUUUCAGUUAUACCGAGAAUGUGUGAUUUAAUAAAUCACUAUAGAGGUUGUCAGUUUGUAGGUAUAUUUCAGUGUAAUCAUGUCUUUAUAGAAAAUUGAUAAAUGCUGAAUUCGUGUACUUCCUAUUGGAAUCACAGGAGCCCCAGUCAAACACUGAACCACUGGAACUGUCUGGAGCUUUCUCUUUCUCUGAACCACUGGAACUGUCUGAAGCCAUCUCUUUCUCUGAACCAUUGGAACUGUCUGAAGCCAUCUCUUUCUCUGAACCAUUGGAACUGUCUGAAGCCUUCUCUGUCUCUGAACCAUUGGAACUGUCUGAAGCCUUCUCUAUCUCUGAACCAUUAUAACUGUCUGAAGCCUUCUCUCUGAACCAUUGGAACUGCCUGAAGCCUUCUCUCUGUCUGAACCAUUGGAACUGCCUGAAGCCUUCUCUAUCUCUGAACCAUUGGAACUGUCUGAAGCCUUCUCUAUCUCUGAACCAUUAUAACUGUCUGAAGCCUUCUCUCUGAACCAUUGGAACUGCCUGAAGCCUUCUCUAUCUCUGAACCAUUGGAACUGCCUGAAGCCUUCUCUAUCUCUGAAUCAUUGGAACUGCCUGAAGCCUUCUCUAUCUCUGAACCAUUGGAACUGUCUGAAGCCAUCUCUUUCUCUGAACCAUUGGAACUGCCUGAAGCCUUCUCUAUCUCUGAACCAUUGGAACUGCCUGAAGCCUUCUCUAUCUCUGAACCAUUGGAACUGCCUGAAGCCUUCUCUAUCUCUGAACCAUUAUAACUGUCUGAAGCCAUCUCUUUCUCUGAACCAUUGGAACUGUCUGAAACCAUCUCUUUCUCUGAACCACUGGAACUGCCUGAAGCCUUCUCUAUCUCUGAACCAUUGGAACUGCCUGAAGCCUUCUCUAUCUCUGAACCAUUAUAACUGUCUGAAGCCUUCUCUCUGAACCAUUGGAACUGCCUGAAGCCUUCUCUAUCUCUGAACCAUUGGAACUGUCAGAACCUUUUGGGAUGAACUUGAGAACCUUUUGAGAUGAACAUUCUAUGACGAGGCUGUACUUGGCUUUAUUUAAAAGGAAUUCUUUAAAACCAUCAACUUCCACUGGAGCUGAUGAAGGAAUCUCAGCUCUAAACAGUUACAGAUUUCAAGUUAGCUAUAACAUUUUACAAGUAACAAACUAUGCACAUUUUAAGAGCUGAAAACAAUAAAAAAGAAAGGUCUAAUUAAGCAAAUGAUGAGUUCAUUUUAGAGUCUAGUUAAGUAAUUGAGAGCUCAGGUGGAAUGAAAACCAGGGUUGGGAAGCCCUGUAUUAUAGGCUUUAAUAAAGGAAACUAUACACGUUUUUGUUUCUUUGUUAUAGUGUGCAUUGCGUAUAUUAGAGAUCUUUGAUUUCUCAAUACAAUAUUAAAACAGUACUUCUUCACCAUGCAAAUGCCUAGUUUCAGAAUACAUUGGGGCUCCAGUUUGAGUUGUAUCGCUUUCUGUAACUGUCCUUCCUCACAUUGAAAAAGAAAGCAGUUUGCUCAAACAGCGCAGCCCUACGGACAGUAUAUUUCAGCCCACAUUAAAAUGAAUGAAUAUAAACACAUGUCGAACUAAAUGUAUUGAUGAACAUAUUGACAUUUAUUUAUUUACACAUUCACAUGCUAUGCACGUUACAUAUCGUCCAUACAGAAGCGCCGUCCGUGUAUUCUUUUCACGCAGUAUUGAUAUUCCCGAACGCUCCGCACGCCGCCAGCGUGAGUGAGCUGCUCUUUAAAGAGGUGUGGGCGGCGCACGUAUACGCUUCUAACGCAGCGCUUGAGGAUAGCGGAUGAAAUCUGGAGGGGAUAGACUGCAUUUUGUGAUCGCUUUUUCCCGGUUGAGUGCUCCCAGUGCAGUGAGUCAUGCCCACACUGGAUCUCAGCACCGUGCUGGUGAGGGAGAUGAGGGAGGAUGAAGCUGAAUUCGUGACAGAGCUUUUGAAGGAUUGUUUUCGUGGUUCUGAGAAUCGAUUGGUUCUGUACCUGCUGACCCGCCCCUGUUCUCUGCUCCUCUUGGCUGUGGGGAGUUCCGCCCUGCGCUUCGUGUUUAACUCUUUCAUGGCCGCGCUGGUGGUGCCGGUGUUGCUGGCUCUCUGCUUUCUGAAGCUGAGCUGCCGGGGAGCCGGUGGGCUGCGAAACGCCAGCUACUACAGGCAGGGUGCAGCGGGGAGCAGCGACUCCAGAGAGACCACAAAAGACAGUGAUACCAGCAAAGCAGGCAAAGUCAAUGAACACAGCAAGACCAACACGGCCAGAAAAACCAGUGCCCCCAGUGACACCAGCAAGACCAAGCCAGGGGCAGAGAAGGGGGACAACACCCCCGGCUGCUCCAAGCCCGGUUCUGAAGACUCGGACUCUGACUCGGACUCUGAGUGGAGCGAGGGGGAAGGGGAGGGGUGGGCAGGCUGGGGGCGCCUCUUUCCCGGGUCCAGCUCCAGCUGCAGCCCCCCCACCCCCGCCCCCGCGGGCCCCCGCGCUCUCUGGGUGUGUGAGAGUCAGGGGGAGGUGUUGGGCUGCGUGGCCCGUGAUGCGGGCCCCCUGCCUGGGCAGGCUCUGCUCUGCUGUCUGGCUGUGAGCUCCUGGCAUCGCCGGCAGGGGCUGGGCUCAGCGCUGGUGACCCGCUUCGAGCGGCAGGCCCGGCGGGACGGCUUCAGCAGCGUUGGGGCCCGCGUGAGCGCGGGGAGCAAGGUUGGGGCGGCCUUCUUCCAGAAACUGGGGUACGAGAGCUGGGGGGCUGGGGAGAGGGGCUGGCUGGGGUACAGCGUGACUCAGGAGUUCAGGAAGCAGCUGUAGAGGAGAUAGAGACCAGGGGGGAGUCAAUACAGAGGAGAUAGAGACCAGGGGGGAGUCAGUACAGAGGAGAGAGAGACCAGGGGGGAGUCAAUACAGAGGAGAUAGAGACCAGGGGGGAGUCAAUACAGAGGAGAGAGAGACCAGGGGGGAGUCAAUACAGAGGAGAGAGAGACCAGGGGGCUGUAUUGACUUCUCCACUUCAGAGCUGUACUGAGAGAGAGGGAGAGUUCUGUUUAAUUGAAGAGGAAGUGUAUAACCCCUUCAUGCAGGGCGACCUCACGUGGGGACGGAUAUAAGACCUCUCUUCUUGUCUCUCUAUAUAAGUGGACAUACAGAAGAUCAGUGAGCAAAGAGCCUCAUAUGAGCCGAUGCUGUCCCCCUGAUCCCACCAUAUAAAGCAAUGGAAAAACAUUGAAAUCAUUUUCAAUGAAAAAUAUCUUCAAUAUGUGCCCAAAACUACUAUUUUUCCAGCUGUUUUUAAUAUUUCCAUGCAUGAACAGGCUUGAAAAAAUGUUGCCCCCUGCUGGUCAGAGAGCUAGAGAGAGAGAGAGAGAGAGAGAGAGAUGUGUUUGUUACUGGUAUAUAUAAAUGACUGACUCAGUGCGACUCUGUAUAGAUACUGGGUUUUGAAUCAAUGUGUGUUUCAGAACGGUUGAUUUUCUAAUACAUAUAUAAAUCCACGCGCUCUGCUGGAAUGCUUUUGUAGUUUCUGAAGAGUUCGAUUCAGUUUUAAUAAAAUGUGUCUUUGGGGUUAAAA
Molecule: messenger RNA, 3990 nt
Organism: Acipenser ruthenus (sterlet)
Lineage: Eukaryota; Metazoa; Chordata; Actinopteri; Acipenseriformes; Acipenseridae
Product: probable N-acetyltransferase 14
Exons: 3
Coding region: 2304-3233 (309 amino acids)
Molecular function (GO): N-acetyltransferase activity
Source: RefSeq, a predicted model, not a curated record